GCUUUGAAAUUCCUCUGAUACUUUACGAUAUUUGGCAACAAAAACCAUCACCCAAUAAUUGCUCUCUGUCACUCUCACUCUUUCUCUGUUUUCCCCCCAAACCCAUCAAUUUUUACUUGCAAACAGUGCUGUAAUUAGGGUUUUUUUUUUUCUUUCCUCUUUUUGGAUUUCUUUUUGCUACUUUUUUGGUACUUUAAAGAUGAUUUGUAGUGCUUCGUUGCUCGUUCAAUUUUAAUGAUGUUUUAUGUCCUCUUGGGUGAUCUUCGUUUCUGUACGCGUAUGUGUGUAUUCAUAGUCUUCUGGUGACUGUGACUGGUGAACGGCAACUGAAUAUUAGUGUAUAAUCUUCGAGAAUCGGGAGCUUUCAUGGAGCCAAACAAGGAGAAGCUUGUCAAGUUAGUUUGAUCUAUAAAUCUUUUCUUGCUAAUUUUCCCAUAUAUUUGGAAUUUUAAUGUUAUUGACGAGGAAAAGAAAGUGGGUGUUCGUUAAAAUUCGAUCUUCUAUUAUGUAUAAGCUUCUCCUCUUUCAAUUCUUGUUUAUUUCAGUCAGAUUUAAGGAACCAAAAAGGUGUGUGAUGAUGAAAAUCUGCUUUUUUGUAUGGUUCAAGAUGGUGUUGGUUGGUUGCCGGUAAAGUGUUUGUAAAUAUACCUAACAACAAAAAGAUUUUGCAAGAACAGUAAACUAUUGACCCAAAGUAAAAAAAAGUAAAGCUGAGGAAGAAUGGAAUUGGAAUUGAAGCACAACCAACUAAUGCUUCACACCAUUAAUCCUGAUAUGAUUGUGAAGUUAUGGAGUUGGAAUUUCUGGAUAAGCUCUUCAAUUGAUAUCAAUGUACUUUAUAAUUAUAUUUGCAGGUUUUACACUAAUGGCAAGCAAAAGAAUGAUUUUUUAUGGGGAAGAACUGAGCCUUUACACCUUGACAAGUCAUCUUCUGGGUACAACGUUCCAUCCUCUCUGCUAAAACCUAAUAUUGGGUUACCGGUAAGGGGAAAUCUCACUUCCCCCCCUAAGCAUGGAACAAGUAACUUGUUUCCUGAGGACCACGAGCCGUGGCAGAAGCGAAUACUUGAUCCGGGUAGUGAGAUUGUGUUGAAGUGGAACCGGGUUUUCAUAGUCUCGUGCUUGCUGGCACUAUUUAUUGAUCCACUAUAUUUUUAUUUACCUGGUGUGCAAGGAGGCCAAGACUCCUGGUGUGUCAAGACGGACUUGAAUCUACGGAUUGUUGUGACAACUUUCCGCACUUUGGCAGAUUUGUUCUACAUGUUGCAUGUUGCAAUUAAGUUCAGGACAGCUUAUGUUGCCCCUAGCUCUCGGGUGUUUGGGCGAGGUGAACUUGUUAUGGAUCCUAAGAAGAUUGCUCGAAGAUAUAUUAGAACCGACUUCUUCAUUGAUCUGAUUGCAACACUUCCUCUCCCUCAGAUUGUUAUCUGGUUCAUCAUACCUGCAACGAGGAACCGGCGGGCUAAUCACAAUAAUAAUGCCCUUGCAUUGAUUGUUCUACUACAAUAUAUUCCGAGAUUAUAUCUGAUUUUUCCUUUAAGUUCUGAACUGGUCAAAGCAACGGGAGUUAUCACAAAAACUGCUUGGGCAGGGGCUGCAUAUAAUUUAAUGUUGUACAUGCUGGCUAGUCAUGUAUUGGGCGCAGCUUGGUAUUUGCUAUCAAUUGAUCGACACUUGUCCUGCUGGAAAUCUAUUUGCAAAACGGAAAGAACAUGUAGACCUGAAUAUCUUGAUUGCAGCAGUAUUAAUCUUACUGGUUACAGAAACUGGGCAGGUACAACGAACGUUUUUAAGCAGUGUACUGCUGAUGAUGAUAAAUUCAAGUAUGGAAUAUUUCAAAACGCCGUGCAGAAAAAUGUCAUCUCCUCAAAUUUCUUUCGCAAGUACUUCUAUUGUUUGUGGUGGGGCUUACAACAACUAAGUUCAUAUGGGCAGAACUUGUCAACAAGCACAUUCAUAGGAGAGACAUCAUUUGCAAUACUCAUUGCCAUUGUUGGUCUUGUUUUGUUUGCACACUUGAUUGGCAAUAUGCAGACCUACCUGCAGUCGUUGACAAUGAGACUUGAGGAAUGGAGACUUAGGCGAAGAGACACUGAGGAGUGGAUGAGGCAUCGUCAACUCCCUGAAGAUUUGAGAAAACGUGUUCGGCGUUUUGUCCAAUACAAGUGGGUCGCUACUCGAGGGGUACAUGAAGAAGCUAUCCUUCAUGGCUUGCCUGCUGAUCUUCGCAGGGAUAUCCAACGGCACCUAUGCUUGGACCUUGUUUGCCGGGUCCCAUUCUUCUCCCAGAUGGAUGACCAAUUACUGGAUGCAAUAUGCGAGCGUCUUGUUUCUUCCUUGAGCACAGAAGGUGCUUACAUCGUUCGUGAAGGAGAUCCGGUGACAGAGAUGUUCUUCAUCAUCAGAGGCAGACUCGAAAGUUCCACAACAAAUGGUGGCCGAACCGGCUUCUUCAAUUCCAUCAUUAUGAGGCCUGGAGAUUUUUGUGGGGAAGAACUUCUUGCAUGGGCUUUGCAUCCAAAGUCAACAGUCAACUUACCUUCUUCAACCAGAACCGUCCGAUCCCUUACAGAAGUCGAAGCUUUCGCUCUACGAGCUGAAGAUCUCAAAUUUGUUGCCAAUCAGUUCAGGAGACUACACAGCAAGAAGUUGCAGCAUACUUUUAGGCAUUACUCCCACCAUUGGAGGACAUGGGCAGCUUGCUUCAUACAGGCUGCUUGGAGAAGGCAUAAGAGGAAGAAGAUGGCCAGAUACCUCUCUUCAAUGGAGUCCUUUGUUGAUCAGAAUGAACCAGAAGACGACCAACAAGAUGAUGACGAUGAUGAUGAACAAGAACAACAUGCUCAUGAUCCUCCGUCCCAAGUGAAGUCAAACCUUGGAGUCACGAUAUUGGCUUCUAGAUUUGCAGCCAACACAAGACGAGUAGCUGCUCAGAGGCUGAAAAGUGCUGGUGGAUUGCCCAAAUUGCAGAAACCUGAAGAACCAGACUUUUCUGCUGAGCCAGAUAUCAGUUAGUUGGAUGAACAAAAAGGAUAUAUAUAUAUAUACUUACAAAAUGACACCAGAAUCCGGUGAGCUGAUUUUGAAUCUAGAUUGUUUUUGGUUAAAAUCUGAAGUUAUAUGGUAACUGAGGGAGUGGGAUUCGUAGUGCUCUAGAAUUUGGGUUCUGGCGGAUGCAACCCUGACCGAGUAUGAUGUAUUUACGAACGUUAGCCUUUAUAUUUGAGGACUUUAAUGGAUGAGCGAAAAGUUUGUAAAA
This is a messenger RNA of Cynara cardunculus var. scolymus (artichoke), 3259 nucleotides long. RefSeq names its product cyclic nucleotide-gated ion channel 17-like. Gene Ontology annotation, molecular function: voltage-gated potassium channel activity. The transcript has 6 exons. Gene Ontology annotation, cellular component: membrane. NCBI's taxonomy places the organism in Eukaryota, Viridiplantae, Streptophyta, Magnoliopsida, Asterales, Asteraceae. Gene Ontology annotation, biological process: potassium ion transport; transmembrane transport. The record is from RefSeq and is a predicted model, not a curated record. The coding region runs from base 721 to 3015 and encodes 764 amino acids.